AACUCUAUCGAGUUGCAUCUUUGAUAUUAUGAGAUUUAACCGUUUUCUUUCUCUUUUUUGCUAGGUAUACGCAGUGUUAAAUCUCCGGUCCGUUCUUUACUUGACCUGUAGAGUGGCGCGCGCCUGCGCACAUCUCUGAAGCGCGCCGCGCAAAUUGCGAAAGCGAGUCGCGGCCGCGUAAUGACGUUGCCGGCAGCAAGGGCACCUGGAUUCCUAGUUCCUUACCUGGCACCUGCUGCCUACGAUGUUGCACCGCCGUGAAGGCCCGAGGCGUGACAGCGUACUCAACCUGGCAACGUGCGUCACUCGCUAUCUGUCAUACAAUUCGCCAAGUGCAUUUCGCGACACUUUAUCAUCUUUACGAGCACACCGCCGAGCGAACGGAACGAAGUUCGCGCUUCAAAUUCGCAAGUGCAUUAGUAGUGAAAACGAUUUACACCUAUCCGUGUGCAACGAAUCCAAAUGCGUGCCGAUGCAGCGGCUCGAGUAUUACCAGCAUAGGAUUGGAUUUUCAAAGUGCAAUGCACCUCAAGGAUAACUUCGAAUCGCAACCGAUGCACGCAACUUCGCUCGCAACAUCAACCUUUGGACUCGUCGCCGAAUGCAGGAUUCCAGGUGCACAGGAUAGAAUGAAUCGUCGGGAAGACCCGCUGUUACGGCAGCAUCGUAAUCGUUUGCUGCAAUUGGCCGAGGCGACGAACAUCAAGCCUGGCCGUGGCAGCGGGAAGAGACGCGGACAAAGACAGUCGCAUGGUUUCGGACCCAGUAACGGCGGUCCCAGCCGCGUGACGCUCCAGGAUAUCGUCAGGAGCGAUCCUGGAUACACGCCGAACAUCGAGCACUUAGUGUUUCCGGAGCGCAAGAGCAGCAAUCCGAAUUUAGCGGGCGUCGCCGAUGGCUCGCCGCCAAAUAAAUCCAAGUCGAAUGCGACGAGCUCGGGAAGAUCCAGGCUCGCCGAGGUCUUUGCUCGACAUUACGCAAGAGGAUCUUCGCAGGACUCGUCCGUUACGUCCAGAAAGAAUCACGUGAAUAGUACGUCGCUGGACAGUGGAAACGUGGUAGGUCAUCAGCCCGGGCCUGGCGGACCCACGGUGGUGACGCGAAGCACCGGACGCCGCUGGCUGUCACAGAACUCGCAGUCCUCGAGGCAGCAUUCGGAGGAUGGGAUACGUGGGGGUAACGUGGGCGUUGGAGGGCCCGUUUCGACCUCGUCCUCGAGUCAGGCUCCCGGUCAAACCGUGCCUCCCGCUCUGCCACCGCGAAGAGUCAAUCCGGCCACAGAUACAAGCGAGAUCGCCAAUUCUAUCUCGCGUAUCGACAGGGGCCCGAACGUGUCGAUCCUCCAUCUUUGCAACGCAGCGGACCCUUGGGAAGUCGGCUCUCAAGGCUCCUCGUACAGCGUCGGCAGCAACAAGAGUCAGACAGCAGGCAGCAGAGGCAAAUCCGGCGGGAACACACGGGGAUCCUACAACCGUGGUAGCUCGAUACCAUCCUUGAAACGUCACGAUACAUCCACGUCGACCACGUCGGUGUCAAGCCUUAAGCAACAUCGACAAGACAGUCAUGGCCAGGUAUCCUCCAGUUCUCGCCGACGUGAAGCCACGAACUCUUUCCUCUCGGGUAAUAGUGGCACCUCUGGCGAGCUGUUCAUCAGCGGUGAUUGCAGCCGCGAGCUGUCACCCGUGCGAUGGUGCGAUCGCGAGGUCGAUGGCGUUUACCUGGGCCGUUCAGGCUGGGUGCAGGUACAACAGCGGUCUCUCGACGAGAAUCGUCGUGCGAACUACGAAAGCAACCUGGUGACCGCUACUACUGGCACUCUACCGUUGUCACGACGCGCGGCGGUCAAGCUAGCGGACUAUCACUGCAACAGCGAACCAGGCAAGUGCCCGCAGGACUUUGCCAGAGGAUUAGAUUCGCAAAGACCAGACUUCCUCGCACUGCACAGCCAGGAUUUCGACUCCAUCACGACCAGCACCUGCACGUCGCCGCACAGCAUCCCGGAAUCAUUCUCGCCACCAUCGAUCACGCCGAUUAUAUCGCCGCCGCCGGCUUUUCAAGAUGCCGUCACCGGCAGAAAAUCGUCCUCCUCCAGGCACUCCUCCGGCGGGCGCAGUAAUUACGGCAGCAAGGCGCCCUUUUUGCCGCGAUCGAACGCCAUCGUCGACAGCGACAUCAUCAGUCCGCCUCCGUCCCCGCCGCCUCACCAAGUGAACUGGAGUUCCCUACCGUCCGGAUCUAGGAAAAAUUUCGGUUCGGCGGCGUCCAGGUCGAAGAGACAGAACGCCAGCCAGCAGCAACAGCAACAGCAGCAGCAGCAAAAAUAUCGUAUGGCACAGGCCAAAUCUUUGGAAGAUCAAUCGUCCUCCAGAAGGUCGCAGUUUGCGCAGAGAUAUCUCGAAUCAUCCAGUUCGUCGUCGUCAUCGAUGGGUUUCAGGAGUCUCGACAGCUGUGUCACCAAGUCCAUCAUGCCCAGCUUAGCAGAGAAUACGGAUUCUUCCGUUGAAGGAUAUGAGGAUGGUGACGAAGACGAAAACCCCAGCUCAUCCUUAAAUCUCAGUCUGGUGUCGUCAUCAGUUCUUGCAUUGAAUUCAUCCACAGAGUCAAUUCGCGCCAACGGCGAACGAAUUUCGCCCAACAGGCAAGGGAGAAUCCACAGAAGUCAACAGGGACUGAGAAGAUCGCCAGGAUCCUCCGAGUCAGGAAAACAGAUGUUCAAUUCAUCCUCUUUGUCGUCUUCUUCCUCGUCCAGCAGUGAGGAGCGACAAGGACGGUCACCCACGCCUAAUCCCUUCAGACGCAGUAAUGCUUCGCGACAGCAUCAGAGUGCCAGGACCAAUCAGAUGUCACCUGAUUCUCAUCAAUCCCGAGUCAGAAGAUCCAGGAGUCUCCAAUUGCCCGAGAAAAGGUCACCGGGAACGGCUGGACCGCAGAGGGAUCAUUCUCGAGAAUCAAACGAGCCUCACAGAGUCGUCGUGAAGAUCGUGAAUGAUCGAGUAAACGAGAGGCCUAAGCGCCAUGUUCUUCAGAAUAGAAAGGCUCAGUCUACCGAUGACACCAUAAACGAAAACCUUCUUCGCGAGCCGGAAGUAGUAACCGAAUAUCUAUACGGCACGCGAAGUCGCGUCGUGCCAAGAAGCAGCUUGUCGAGCCGCUACGAACGUCGCGACGAGAAUCAAGAGCAAAGGCGAGGCACUUCCAACACCUACGACGUCUACAUUAUAUCUUCCAAGCAGCAGCAGCAGCAGCAGCAACAACAUCAAUCGUCGAAACAGCAGCAGCAGCAGCAGCAACAACAACAUCAAUCGUCGAAACAGUCGCAACAACAACAACAGCAGCAACAACAACAACAACAACAACAAUCCCGGCGACCGCGAACACUGCAGAGAGGCGCCACAACGCCGAAUACGAGCGCACCGUCUGUCAAUCAAGACUUCAGUCCAGACACGAAACUACGCUGCAACAGCAGCACGUGUGAUUUCUGGCCUCACUGCUCCCAAAGAGAAACUCUAUAUUCGCCAAAUCAGGCGCCACCGCCGGUCUUCAUGAAGCUAUCGCAGAGCUAUCCGUCACAUCAAAGGCUCUCCACCGACACCGGUAGUCAUCGAGGUAGCGCCAGCUCGUCGCCGGCUUCCCUGGAGCGGAUGGAUGAUCGGGAGCUCCGCGAAAGAGACAAUUUGAGAAAAAGCAGAAGCAACCAACAGGGCAACUCCAAGUAUCAAGAGAGAUCCAAGAGCAUGCUCAAGCAGACUAAUAGAUGGUCACCGCUGGAGGGAAUUAAUGGCAAUGGUUCCGGAGUGGAGAAGAGGGGUCAGAUGCACCAUCGAGUGUACCGGAAGCCCGAUUUCCCGGGAUCUUUCGAGGGCGCCGAGAACAAGGACAGGAGAGUGUCGCCUAUCCAAGGAAUGAACGUUGUCAGCAGAUCGCCGAGUAGUGGCCCGAUCGCCUCCUCGUCCACGAAUACCUCGUCGUCCUCGAGCAGCGAUAUCUGGAUCACCACGUCGGAUCGCACGGUGACGAAGAGCCCGCGGAACGCGAAGAGCUCCGGUGCAUCCACGCCGAUGGAGGAUGCCGUGAUCGGUUCGCUGAAGACGCUGAUAGAGCCACCGAAGGACGGUACGCUGUCCAGGCCCGGUAGCGCGCCGACUCGGGGCGAGGAUUCGCUCACGGAUGACAUCAUCCUGGAUCCUCAUCAACGAUCCUUGUCGCUGCCAAAGUCCUUCCUGGCGCACAACACGGCGGACGGCAGUAAUAAGUCGGGAUCUUGGCAUCGCGGGCAAGAUUCCCAGCGAUCCAGCCCUAGCCCCAGUAGACUUCAUCGCGUGCAGGAAGCGGCCACAUCUCACACAGCUCCAGUUUCUCCUCUGCACGACUACAGAACGAGUGGCCAUGCCGGAAGAGAGAGAAGGCGAAUUCCCGGUCUUAACAAAGCUCAACGGCGGAUCAAAGCGUCCAGCACCCCGGCACUUCUAGAUAGAAAUCAUGAUAGCCGACAGUGGUCCGGCGACGAAGAGGACGAUGGGGCAAGGAGAGGCCACGUGACGACCGAGCAUCCCUUGGCCGAGGCCACGAUUCCUCUGGUCAGCCAUACCAGACUACAAGAGCCGUCUUCCGUCCUGAAUGUCGCCAAUGUGCCCACCGGCGGAAGUCAGAAUACUGCGCAUCGCGCUCAGAGCCAGCAAGAGAGCGUGUUGCAGAAAUUCCGUAAGAGCUUCUCAUUGAGGUUCCACAAGAAGGGCAGUAAGGAGAGCAACGAGGAAUGUCCCGCGGAGGACAAUGACGGCUCGGGGCCCUUGGAUGAGGAGGAGGGCACGGAGACACCUCCCGUAACCUCCUCCGAGCAAAUCAACCAGCACAAAGACGAUUCUAGCAAUGAUCAGAAAUUCCGAUUCGGCCCACUCGUCUGGAGAAGUAGCAAAGAGAGGAAAAAAGGUAACAAGGCCGCCCGAAAUGCAAAAUGCAACAGUGGAGACAGCGGAAUACAAAUCGAGAUGGUAUCUGGUGGAGCGUUGACUGGUGGCGGUAGCGGUGGAAUGAUGGGGGGUGGUGACAGCUCCGAGUCCCACGAUACGGACGAUGUUCCCGAUGACACCGACAGCCCUCCAGCCCUUCGCAGGCGAGUUGCUGAUAAAUCGCGGCCCCAGUCCGAGCUCAUCAACCAGAUACUGAUUGACAAGUUCAAGGCGGAUCUGCAAAGCCGCGCAUCGCGACACAAUCAUGUGCGUCGUACGAACAGCGAUUUAGGAGGCCAGAGGCUGCUCCAAUGGGACACCAGGUCGGGAUAUGUUCACAAUUAUCGUAGGAUGCUGUCAACUCCGUCGCCGAUCAAGACGAGGCCGCCCAGGCUCAGCCCGAGGCACUCUUCCCAUGAUAUCGUUACGCUCAGAAGUAACGCGAAAGGGAGGAGUUCUCGGACAAAUCUGAGACGCUCGCUUAGCCAGCCACUGGGAAUCAAUCAGCUCUCGCCAUUAAUGCGCACCAAAACUACAGGCGCGAGAUUACCCGGUGGCAAUGUGCUAUCCGAGGACGAGCAGGAUGGAAGAGCCGGCACAUCUGACGACGAGAUGAUGUCCGACUCCGAAUCCUCGAUCGCUUCCUUGACGGAUAAGAAGAAAUCAUUCGAGCAGACAAUGGACGAGGAGAUCGUCAUCUUGGCCGAGGCUGUUUGGGACCACGUGGCGAUGGAGCCGGAGGAAUUAGCUUUUCGCGCGGGGGAUGUUAUCGACGUCCUUGAUACGUUAGACAAAGAUUGGUGGUGGGGCAGCUGCAGAGGAGAACAUGGGUGGUUUCCGGCAGCUUUUGUCAGGCUGCGAGUGAGUCAAGAGGAUACGGUAGAAGAUUGUUUGGCCGCGAUAGCCUCAGGGGGAUCCUCGGGCACUCAGCUGAGAAGACGUACGAGCGUUUCCUUGCUCUCAAACGAGCAAGUGAGAACCAGCGUGGUCCGCGAACUCGUCCAGACUGAACGCGACUUCGUCAAGGUCCUGCGUGAUGUAGCCGAAGGCUAUAUCGCGGAAUGUCGCAGGCGCACGGACAUGUUUACCGAAGAGCAGAUUGAAACGAUCUUCAUCAACCUCGAGGAGCUCUUGGACUUUCAGUCGGAGUUUCUGAAAGAUCUCGAGGCUUGUAUCGACUGGAACGCGCCGCACAAAAGCUGCGUCGGCGAAUGCUUUCUCAAUCAUAGAGCGGGUUUUCGCAUGUAUUCCGAAUACUGCAACAGUCAUCCGAUGGCGACAGCGACUCUACAGGAGCUCUACCAGCACAAUCGUUAUAGCAAAUUCUUCGAAGCCUGUCGGCUAAUGCGAGGCCUCAUAGAGAUCCCCUUAGAUGGGUAUCUAUUGACGCCCGUCCAACGAAUAUGCAAGUACCCCCUUCAAUUGGCGGAACUACUGAAGUAUACGAAAACCGAUCAUCCAGAUUAUCACAAGAUUCAGGAGGCCUUGGAAGCGAUGAGAGGCGUUGCAGUACUCAUCAACGAGAGAAAAAGGCGGAUGGAGAGUUUGGAGAAAUUGGCCGCGUGGCAAAUGCGCGUAGAAGGUUGGGAGGGUGAGGAUCUCAUAGAAGUUUCGUCGCAACUGAUUUAUCAAGGUGAGGCGAUGAGAGUGAAGACUGGCAUGUGGACGAACAAUAUCACGCUGUUCCUUUUUGAUCAUCAAUUGGUCUAUUGCAAGAAAGACAUUCUUAAGCGCAAUACUUAUGUCUACAAAGGUCGCAUCUAUCUCGACACCAGUGAGGUCAUCGAUGUACCCGAUGGAAAAGAUCUUCAAUCGGGGGUGACAGUGAGGCACUGUUUGAAAAUAUAUAGUUGUGUCCGGGACAAGUGGUUGCUUUUUUGUUGCCGCACAGCGGAGGAGAAACGACGGUGGCUAACGGCGAUGGCCGAAGAACGAAGACUAGUAGCCCAGGAUAGAAACGACGGAUUAGAAUUUCCAGCGGCGGCCCGACAGCUCGCCAGGCUAGCUGCUAGUAGGCAGCAAAAUAGGCCGCCGAUCAAACCUCGCAAUAAAACGUAUAAGAGGGAAUCAACGUACGAAAUGCCGACUAUGAUCGCACAAGGCACCACCAACUCGCUAGGAAGGAAGGUUGGCACCUGGUUCACGUUCGGUAGCAGCAAAAAAAGCACGCGGCUUCAACCGUCUUGAGACAGGCCUACCUUCGUACCGUAUAUUGACCUGUAAAACUGCGACUAACGGCGCUGUAUCAUCCUAUCGGAAUUUUGGCAUGAAAUGUUCUUCAAUAUUGAUUGUUUAGAAACUUUUUUGAGCAAUCGUUCAAAAAGAUCCUCAUUAUCAAUCGAUACUUUAAUCAGGGUAAUAUUUUUCAUUUCGCGAUAGAUUGAAUCGUACUAUUCUCCGUGGGUCGAUGAACGAUCCAUAUUUUGAUCGCUAGAAUUUCGUAGCACCGAGGACAAACAGCGUCUCGUCAAAUGUACGGUACGAAGGUAUUUAGAUAACUCAAAAGUGAAAAUUUUGUCCUACAAAAUACACCUUUUCUUCUCAAGUAGGAAAAGCAAUUGCCAUCGAUUCCAUGAUCAUAGCCUGUAGAGAGCUGCAUGACGAUCCAAAAGCACGAAAAACUUCAACGAUCUUUCAUUCACUGCCUCUCUCACGAAAACAGGUAUUUCUCUACAGGGUUGGAAAAGUUACUUUAUAAAAGUAACUCGUUAUCGUUACCGUUCUUUUUUCUAUAAAGUAACUCGUUACUGUUAUUCGUUACCAAUUUUAAAAAGUAACGAGUCGUUACAAUUUUCGUUUUUUUUUUAUAUUUAAUACAAGCUUUACGUACAAUUUUUUUAAAUAUAAGAUCAAUAUGUUCCUUUAUAUGAAAAUUGUACCGAGUAAAUUCGAAAAAAGUAACGAUAGAAGUAACUGUUAAAUUCGUUAUUCGUUAACGAAAUUACUUUUUCCGUUACAAACAAAAUUUGUAACGCCGUUACCGUUACAGUUACCGAAAAAAAUAACUGUAAUGGUAAAACGGUUACAAGUAACGUGUUACUUUCCAAUCCUGCUUCUUUACCAAACAGAUAGUAUCAUUAUCCAAAUUAGAUACUUGCAAAUGGAUUAAUGAAACACGAUAAAUUAAUGAAAAUCGUUCAUUAUGUCUAUAAUCUGGGAAUCAGGAAUGUCUAAAUCAGUGAUUCCCUAACUGUGUCAGGUCCGAAACUAAUGUUCGAUCAUUUUUCAUAUGAUAUUGUUCUCGAUGUGACGUUGUCAAUCUUCAGUUCGAGAACCAUUAUCCAGAAAGACGUUUCCGAGAAGAAAGAAUUUGUUACAAGCCGAGAGGAAGGUGUAUAAUCGAUUUUGUAGAUGCUUAACAUUAGAAACUAUCGUUAAUAAUAGCAGACACGCGGAUAGAUUAGAGAACUAGAGAAGUAAAUAGUGAAUAUAUAAAGUCAAUAGCGGGCUUUUAAGGUACUAAAGAGAAAGUACUAGUCACUCUUUACAUCGCGAAUUGAUGAUAAACGCCGAUGAACCAUAAUAGAUAUGUAUUGUUACACGCGCAAUCGCUUUUUGGAUCGAGCGGCUAUGGAUGGUACGUAUCAAAUGGCUGUAUUUUUUAUUAUAAUCGAAAGACUGACGACCGAGAUGCUUCUUCAGAAGGAAACCGGUUGUAAUCUUGAGAGAGAAAUGCGACGGGAUCGAUUAAGAAAUUUCUAAGUUGAAUUCGUCACAUAAACUUUGUUAAAAUCAUUUGAUUAUUUUGAGAGUGUUAUCGAUCAAUUUUAUGUAAGAGAGAUGCAACGAGAAAGCUCACCAUAAUAUCACAUUCAAUUCUGUGCAAGUGUUAGCAAGUUCAAUCAGGAAAUCCGUGUUGAUUAGUUUUGCAAAAAAUUCUGAUUCGCCGAUUCCGCACACCACUUUUCUCUCAACGAAAAUGUAGAUGUAUUUCUUAGAAGAAAUCUCCAGCGCGCGAGCUAUACAAGGUAACUUACUGCCUAACUAAUGUUCGUUAUUUCGCAUCAUAAUUAUAAUACUCAUAGUAGUUUGUACGGAGUUACGAUCGGCGAGGAAAUAGAAAAAAGAGACGAGAAGAUGAAACAAGAGCGAAAAAAAGAAAAAAAAUUUUGUUUCCGCAAAACAACACAGCAGCAGUAUUAUACAGAUACAACAGAUGCGAUUAGAUUAAAUAUUCGCAUAUCGCGCCUCCUUAUUCGACUGCGAUACGAAGCCGCGAGUUUCUAAAAAAAGCAAGAAAAGAGGGAAAAAAUGAUAAUCGAGAGAAGAUCUUUCAAGUUUUUCUACUCUUGUAUAGAAAAGAGAAUCAGUUAGCCCAACAGAAGAAUUUCUGUGUUAUAAUGAUAUGCAUAUAUGUAUGCAGUCUCUUGGCAAAAUGUUCGAUCUACCAAUUUCAACAAUUUAAUCACGGAUCCUGAAAGUUUCUAACACUGCCAAUAAGUUUAAAGAAAUAUGUCUUCGUUCGUUAGAAUUAUUUGACCCGAUCUUUAAUAGAAAAGGAGAUCGGUACUCCAGAUUUUCUCUAUUUCGAAAGACUAAAGUAUUUUGUCUUUUUGACGUUUGCGUGGGCGAAUGUGUGGUACAACUUUGGGCGAGAAGAGAUAUUUACGUUUUGUGUAACAUACAGAAAGAUAUAUUUUUACUUGUUUCUCGAGACAACGCGUAAUUUACUAUAUACGAUGAGGACAAUAUAAUGAUAAAAUGAAUGGAUCAAGAUUCCUACUGUACAGAGAGAUCAUUAGCCUGUUGAUGUUUAGAUUUAGGAGAGACGCAAUUUGUUGCUGGACCCAACUCAUUUCAGAGUUAUUUUUAUAGGAAAGACUACUUAUUGGUUCUUGAAUGUGAUUUUUCUUAUAAGUAUUGCUAUUAUACACUUGGACCGCUUUAAUAAUGGCCAACGUAAGUAUAAGAAACAGAUGUAACUCGUUAUAGAGAUUAAAGAUAAAUAGUGAGGAUAUCCCGAACAACGUGAAAGUCUACAAAAAACAUUUCUUGGAUGUUCAAGUAACGUCUUUUAAAUUGUUUUACAAGCGUCUUUCAAUGACGUUUGUGUUGUCUUCGGGCGCGAUAUCGAGUAAUGCACGAUUAAGCACAACUUUCCACACUCAUGAGAACUAUACUUGCGAUUUCACGACAGACAAGUAAUCGAAAUACGUGAAAGUUCGUACCUCGCACUCACAAGCUCCCAUAUAUUGGCAAGUGAAUAACAUAUCUUACAUGAUUGAUUAAUUUAUAUUUUGGAGGAUACUAUCUAUCCCCGCUAGAAAUUGUUACUUUUGGAAAUCUUCAGGCAAAAUCUGCACAAAACUUAAGGAAAUGCGCUUUGAAGCAAUAAGUAUUGUACUAAGCGUUAUUGUUAUGAUAAUUUAAGCUGUUAUGUACACAUAAUGCGGUUAUAUAAACGUAUAUUUUCCCUGAGAUUUGAUAACGAUAACCAUACGACAUACAUACCCUGAUGACAAGGGAAAAGUGAAGUUCAGUUUUUUUGUAGCGAAAUCUCUAACUACACUAAUGAUCUAAGAAAAAAGGCACAGAGAUAUCAUAUGUAUCGCUCUGUUUUCUGUACAUAUAUAUAUAAAUGUAUUUUGCAAAUGUAAAUAACAUAGAUCUAUUCAUUAGAA
Formica exsecta is the source of this 10570-nucleotide messenger RNA. RefSeq lists its product as uncharacterized. The record is from RefSeq and is a predicted model, not a curated record. Gene Ontology annotation, cellular component: cytoplasm. The coding region runs from base 522 to 7136 and encodes 2204 amino acids. NCBI's taxonomy places the organism in Eukaryota, Metazoa, Arthropoda, Insecta, Hymenoptera, Formicidae. The transcript has 25 exons. Gene Ontology annotation, biological process: intracellular signal transduction. Gene Ontology annotation, molecular function: guanyl-nucleotide exchange factor activity; protein binding.